AGUAGGUCCAACUGUUUAAACGAGCUCAACGAAUGAACCAAUCAUAUCGGAUGAAUACGUACGCACAGAUGUGUAUUUGAUGUUUAUUUUACUGUGAAUAGAUAAUAUCACACGUUUGUGUUAAGUUGGAUAUAAUGCCGUAGACACUUGUGGUGAUCGAAUAAAACAGCUUGUUCUGAAAUUGUUUCUAAAACAACGGCUUGAAAUCGCCUCAAUCAGUCAGAGUUUUGUCAAUACACUCUCCGAUUUGUCUGAAAUAUGCGCUAAUGACACUUUCUUGAUUAAAUUCCCCUAUCUUUAUAAGUUGACCGAAACCCUUUAUUACAACGUGUGUCGACCAACUACAAGAACCGUUCCUCAAAGAAGCACGACGUUAAAUAAUUUAUAUGUUGGAGUAAUAAAAGCAAUGGCUUUCAAGUUCAACGCAACGAAACGACAUCGAGUUGAAAGCGAUGUAUCUGCGGCGUCAGGCCUGUCGACACAAACACAGCUGAUAGACCUGUCCGGAUCGUCACUUGAUAACAAUAGCGUUUUUGAUCUGAGACGUCACAGUGAUAACUCUGACAAUAACAUAUCCGCGAAAAAUAAUUCGGAAAUACCGGAAAUACCAAGUAAUUUUAAAUUUGACGAUCGUAAACGAGAGAUAAUGACUGCAACAAAAAGAGGAUCCGCUCAAAGAGUGUCGUUUAGUAUUGAUGACGGGGAUAUAGACAAUGAAGAGAUGAACGGGCCUUGCGAAGGACAAUGUUGCAACGGUGGUAGAAUAUAUAAAUAUCAGCACACAAGACCGAUGUCCAGACCGAGGCGUUUCUCUGAGAACAAUGCGAAUACAAUUAAUUAUACCGGCUACAAUACACCAAUGCACCACAGUGUGAGCAUGCCGUGCGAGUGUGCAUCUUGCUAUGAAAGGAAACAUAACAUUGUUAGAGAUCUUCUGCCCAACAAUGGUGCAGAACCAACGUACCGAAAGUCCCACAGCGUGCGAUCGUUACCAGAUAUCCAAAACGGAAUCCCCCUAAAAUAUCCUGUAUCAAACCACAGGCAAAUGUCCGAAACUCCGUUGGACUGUUUCGUUACUUUGAAUGAGACGGGUGGUGAGAAAUACAUACAUAAAGUAUUUAAAAAUCCAAGUCAGUAUAACCCAAAGAGUAAAAAUUUUAGAGAAAUGGAAACUAUCUACAGCGGCGACACUCCGUCUUCAACUUUAGAAAAUAGACAGUUGCCUCAAAGGCCAGGUGUUGAUCAGUUUGCCCAAAGCUACAGUGACCCAAGUAACGAAAUGGUGAAAAGUAAAAGUUCCCAACCACUCAUGGAAUCACCAGUCUCAAGCAAGCACUCAUCUGAAUCCAGCAGAUCUGAUAAAUGCUUUAUCUGUAACAAGAUCGCAGUCCUCGUUAUCCUCAACUUUGUCUUGAUCUUAGUGAUCGUGUCCGCUGUGCCUGUCUACUUAAGUGUUAUGGUGAAAGGUCAAACCGUAUCGGAACAAGUACCAGCGGCUGUGCCAGUCCAACAACAGCCACACCAAAUGAACACAACUUGCGUCAGCUGCAGCGUCCUGGACAAGUUGGAUGAUCUCAGGAAGCUUGGAAUGGAAAAACUAACAGACGACCUGUGUUGUCUGAAGAAUGAUACCAACCUAGUUGACUUCAUAAUUAAGAUGAGAGUGGCCCCGCCAACUUAUGUUAAAGCUGAAGAUGACGAGAUAUAUCACGGUCGUCCAAUUCUUCAACUCGAGUCAAUGGGCUUAGAUAACAGGAAAAUAACCUGGAAUCCUCGUGGUCUCACGCGAAGCGGCUUGGCGUUGAAAGACAACCAUAAAAUCGAGUUUAAAGCAACUGGAUACUAUUUUAUUUCAACGGAACUCGCUUUUAAGCCCAAUAGUAAAGGGAUUCUUCAGAUAGGCUUUACUGCCUAUGACAACAAAGAUAAACCGUUGCGUUCGAAAAGCGAGACGCUGAGGAAUCAACCCGAUGAUAACAGAUACGUCAGCGAAUGCAGCUUCGUUGACUUUUUCUUUUCCGGGAGCCACCUUUAUGUAGAACUUGAUAACGUGGACGGGCUGCUGAAAGAGGACGGACAAAUAUUGGUUUUCUUUCUGGGAAACUGAUCUCAUUUAAUUCUGGGAAUCGUUUCUAACUAUGUUGCACAUCUAUGAAGUCCAAUACUCCAUUUUAGUCGUUACACGGCUCUGUGCCAUUUGAGCAGAGGCUGCACCACUCAUGAUUCAUAUGAUGUGUUCGGGUAAACCAUUGCGUGACCUUGAACUUGCGUUAAACAUUGGAUCGCAAAUACGGAACACGUGUGAGAAAAUGUAACUAGUUUUAGUGUCUGAAGGUUUUAAAACGUGGUCCAUAGGUUUCGUUCGACUUAGCGGUCAAGAUAGAGUUUAUUUUUUUUUAUAAAAUAGAAGCUUUACUAUAUACCGUGUGCACUAUGAUAUGUAUUAACUUGUUUCGUGAAAUAUAUAUAUAUACUUGAUACUACACUGAAUAAGCAGGGUUCUCGCUGGAUUUAAUAUUUUGGGGAUUUUGUUAAAAAGUAGUCCCUUCUGACAUGUACAUUGCCAGAUGUGUUUAAAGGGCUCGACGAAGUACGCAGAUGAGACUUGUAAAUUUCGAAAGCAUAUAGAAGAAGAUAUAUCGAUGGAAAAUGUUCUUCCAAUAUCUACAUGCAUACAUAUUAAUCAUAUCUGUUCUUAUGUUUGGUAUAUUUCAGUAUUUCCGUUGAAAGGAUGGUUUAAUUACGUUGUUGUAAUGCAUGAGGAAAACAUAUUAUUUUUUCAUUUUGCUUAUGCAAACUGCGAUUGGCCAACGUCGCAAAAUGUCCGUUAUAAUUUUCUUGCUCACAGUUGCUCAAUACGAACGAAUAAUUUUUACUAAUCAAUGUAUUCAUAUCUUGUUUUUGUUCUUUUUGCUCAAAUGUACAUGCAAACGGUAAUAACUUUAGCGUUGAAACACUCAUCAUGAGUCCGUUGCAAUGUGUGUAAACGUUCCGAUCUCGUAAAGAAGUGUCAAAUACAUGUAUACGAUAUUUGCUAUUAAUAUGAUAUAUGCUUAAAUGUGUUUUGUUUGUCAGAAAUUGAUUCAAGAAAUAAGGGUCGUAAAUGGGCUGUUUGGACCUAGUUUAAACACAUCUGAUAUUCAUCAGUACUAAUAUGAUAAAUUUCUGUAUGUCUUUUAAACACAAUUGUUGAAGACAUUAUUUUUUUAAGUCAAAAUGGUUGCUUUUACUGAACAUUUAAACAUUGGCUGCGUGUAGCUACGCUUUACGUAUCAUGUAUGCAGAUAUUUGUAGCUUUGUGGACCUUUUAGAUUUACGUGAACAAGUGCAGGCUGCACAAAAUAAUGGUCAUUUGAUUCAUGAAAGUCAUUAAACAAACCUGCACCAUACAGACUGGUAUGAUACAAAAGCUUAUAAUAGUUUCUAAAUGUUUGACAAUCAUUUGAACAAUACUCUGCAUUAAAGGGGCCUUUUCACGUUUUGGUAAAUUGACAAAUUUAAAAGAAAUGUUUCAGAUUCGCAUAUUUUCGUUUUAGUUAUGACAUUUGUGAGGAAACAGUAAUACCUAACAUUUAUCAUGCUCUAAAAUAGCCAUAAUAUGCAUCUUUUGACGAUUUAAAAAGCUGAAAAUGAUAAAGCGUUGCAACGUAAACGAUUGAAUAAUUUGGAAAGUUCUGUUGUUGUCGUUAUAUUUUGUGAAGCUACGAGGAUUGCUGAUUAUAAAGUAAAAAAAAUCCAUCUUUCAUUUUUAUGAGCCCGGAUGGCUGAGUGGCUCAAGUGGUAGACAUUUACUCCAAGCCUCCGGGGGUCAGUGGUUCGAGCCCUGUUGAGGGUUACUGUUUUUUUCCUUUUUUAAAUUUUAUUCUUGAUUUUUUACUGCAGCUUUUUAGAUCAAAUGUUUACAUUUAUCAAUAUAAAGCAUUUAAUGACAAACUUCAAAACAUGCCUGUGAAAAUGCCCCUUUAAUUUCUGCAAUAUUUCAUCGAACAUUCGUUGUCAUUCAAUGUUAUCGAUUCAUGUACAAUAAUUACACACAUGUUGUAGUAGAGUAGUAGAGUAUGUUUUAGCCUAUCUCUGCUCAUAUUCCUUUUUGAUAAGAUAUACAAUGAAACGUUGAAUAACAACGAAUUGCAUUAUGGGUUUUGUGGUCGCCUAGCAAUCACGAGGUCCCAGCUUGGACCCCACUCUGGGCGGGGUUGAGGCAUUUUCGUGAUCAUCCAAUAAAACAUAUAUUACUGUUUAUAUCCAAUAAAAAAGACCCGAUGCUGUCUCAAUGAAUCUAGGGCGUUUGAAGCAAUCGUGCUAGCAUCAUGUGAGCCUAAAACAUCAUGCUUGAUUCCUUUACAUUAUUGUUUUAAAAGUGUCGUUAAGACAUACAUUCAAUAACUAGUUUGUUCAUCGAACAUCGUGAAUCUUGUUGAAAUCUUUUCUGUUUGCGUUAUUUUUUGCUGUGGUAUGUUAUUUUUGAUUUCCUAAUAAUUAAACAAUGCAAUUUGGUUGUAUAUUUCGCUGACCUCGUCUUUUGUAUAAAAAAUUGCAAUUUU
Dreissena polymorpha is the source of this 4544-nucleotide messenger RNA. RefSeq lists its product as uncharacterized. The transcript has 5 exons. Gene Ontology annotation, biological process: immune response. The record is from RefSeq and is a predicted model, not a curated record. Gene Ontology annotation, cellular component: membrane. The coding region runs from base 407 to 2107 and encodes 566 amino acids. Lineage: Eukaryota; Metazoa; Mollusca; Bivalvia; Myida; Dreissenidae. Gene Ontology annotation, molecular function: tumor necrosis factor receptor binding.